UUUCGUCCGGUUCGCUUUCAGACGGCCGCCUGCUGUGGGACUUCUUGCAGCAGCUGCUGAACGAUCCGAGCCAGCGGUACGGUGGCUACAUUGCGUGGAAGUGCCGCGACACGGGCGUGUUCAAGAUCGUCGACCCGGCCGGCCUGGCCAAGCUGUGGGGCAAGCAGAAGAACCACCUCUCGAUGAACUACGACAAGAUGUCGCGCGCCCUGCGCUACUACUACCGCGUCAACAUACUGCGCAAGGUGCAGGGAGAGCGCCACUGUUACCAAUUCCUCCGCAACCCGACCGAGCUGAAGAGCAUCAAGAACAUUUCGUUGCUCCGGCAGACGAUGGCCGCGAGUCAGGCGGCGGCCGCAGCCGCCGCCGCAGCAGCGGCCGCCUCCGGUGGCGGUGCUAGUGGCAGUGUCGUCGGCAAUGGCACCGGUGGCAACGGAUCGGCCGCUGCCGCCAGCUCACUCAUGUCGCUGCUACCGAACGGAGCGAACAUCCACCACCUGGCGGUAGCUGCGGCAGCGGCCGCGGCUUCGCAGAACGCAGCCGCCGCUGCCGCUGCCGCAGGAGGACCCCUCUCUCCGUCGGCGUCCUCCUCGGCAUCCUCAUCGCCAUCGGCCCUGCACCACCACCACCACCACCAGCAACAGCAACAGCAGCAGCAGCAGCAACUUUCGCAUCACCUGCACCAUCGCACCAACAUCAAGAUGGAAACCGAUCUCGACGAUCUGAAGCCGACCGAUCUCAGCACCAACAACGAUCGGAAGUUUAGCUACGGUAGCUCCGCGGUCAACGGCACCGAUUGCUAUCCACUGAUCCGGAAUGCGAACGGUCUGACGACGAUUCAGUUGCUGCGGCAACAGCAGCAAUCGGAAGCCGGGUCCCCGCCGUCGUCGCCGACGCCGCUCUCGAUCAACUCGCAGUCCCUCCACACGAUCAGCAGCAAUCUGCACCACCUGCACCAGCAGCAGCUGCAGGCGCAGGCGGCAGCGGCGGCGAUUGCGGCCGCCGCCGAAGCGCGCCAGCAGCAGGACGACCAGGAUCACCAACACCACCACCAUCCGCUUCACCACCAGCACCAGCAUCACCAGCACCGGAAUGGCAACAGCAGCCGGAGCAGCAGCACGAGCGGCAGCAGCGAACACGAUCUCCACCGGGGAGCGGGCGGUGCCGGUGGAGGCGCCGAUCGCGACCGGGACACGCCGUCGCCGGCCAACAGUGAUGCCUCGCAUCCUUCGUCGUCGGUGGCGGUGGUGUCCUCGGCGCAACAGCACCACCACCACAUGCACAUCAAAAGCGACGACGACAGCAUGAUGCCGACGGAUCUGAGCAAACCCGAGCCGAUGUACUACAAGUGAAGCCCCCACGUCCCCGUCGGAGUGAAGCGCUUUUGCCACACGCGGACGGUGCUCUCGGAGCGACCGUCAUUCUCGACCGUAAAUUGGUGUGAAGUCCGCGAGAUUAAUUACUUGUUGUUCUGCUCCGGUGUUGCUCUAAGCGGAAGCGAAAGACGACGGAAGCCGUUAAGCCGGGAAAUCCACAC
Messenger RNA from Anopheles bellator, 1537 nucleotides. RefSeq names its product ets DNA-binding protein pokkuri-like. The annotation marks the transcript as partial. Gene Ontology annotation, molecular function: DNA-binding transcription factor activity, RNA polymerase II-specific; sequence-specific DNA binding. The transcript has 3 exons. The record is from RefSeq and is a predicted model, not a curated record. Gene Ontology annotation, cellular component: nucleus. Gene Ontology annotation, biological process: cell differentiation; regulation of transcription by RNA polymerase II. Lineage: Eukaryota; Metazoa; Arthropoda; Insecta; Diptera; Culicidae.